Miscanthus lutarioriparius is the source of this 1752-nucleotide messenger RNA. The record is from the annotation of a GenBank genome assembly. Lineage: Eukaryota; Viridiplantae; Streptophyta; Magnoliopsida; Poales; Poaceae.
AUGGCCGCCGCCGAGGUGGACCCCAGCCCCAACCCGGCGCCCACCACGGCCUCCGACCUCCCCAACGGAAGCAAAACCAAGGCGCGGGAGGCCGACCGCCGCCGCCGCCGCCGCAAGGCCAAGAAGAACAAGUCCGCCGCUGAGGCCGAUGCCCAGGAUGCGGACGGGGGAGCUUCUGGCUCCGACGCCAAGGAGAACGCCGAUCCCAACCCCGAGCCCCAGGUAGAGGUGGAGAUAGAGUACGUGCCGGAGAAGGCCGAGCUGGACGACCCUCUCCUCGAUGACUUCAAGGCCAUCUUCGAAAAGUUCACCUUCAAGGACGCUGCCGCAGCAGCGGCCGAGGAUGAUAAAAAAGAUGAGGGUGCCACUGAUGCCACAAAGAAGGGCUCAGAUGACGACGACGACGAAGACGAUGAGCAGGAGGCAAACAAGAAGAAGGAAGGAGGGCUGUCCAAUAAGAAGAAGAAGCUGGAGCGCAGGAUGAAGAUUGCAGAACUCAAACAGAUAUGCAACAGACCUGACGUUGUAGAGGUCUGGGAUGCAACUGCUGCAGAUCCAAAAUUGCUUGUAUAUCUCAAGGCAUACAGAAAUACAGUACCUGUCCCUAGGCACUGGUCUCAAAAGCGCAAGUUCUUGCAGGGGAAGAGAGGUAUUGAGAAACAGCCUUUCCAGCUUCCUGACUUCAUUGCUGCAACUGGAAUAGAAAAGAUAAGACAGGCUUAUAUUGAGAAAGAGGAUAGCAAGAAGUUGAAACAGAAACAGCGGGAGCGUAUGCAGCCCAAAAUGGGCAAAAUGGAUAUAGAUUAUCAGGUUUUGCAUGAUGCGUUCUUCAAAUAUCAGACAAAACCCAAGUUGUCUAGUCAUGGUGAUCUGUAUUAUGAAGGCAAGGAAUUUGAGGUUAAACUGAGGGAAAUGAAGCCAGGCAUGCUGUCUCGUGAGCUUAAAGAUGCUCUUGGUAUGCCUGAUGGUGCCCCUCCCCCAUGGCUUAUAAACAUGCAGCGCUAUGGUCCACCUCCAUCUUAUCCCCAACUGAAGAUCCCAGGUCUAAAUGCCCCAAUCCCCCCUGGUGCCAGUUUUGGUUAUAGACCAGGGGAGUGGGGAAAGCCACCAGUUGAUGAGCAUGGACGUCCACUCUAUGGAGACGUUUUUGGUGUUCUGCAGCAGGACGAACCUAACUACGAUGAUGAACCUGUUGAUCGCAGCAAACACUGGGGAGAUUUGGAGGAAGAGGAGGAGGAAGAAGAGGAAGAGGAGGAGGAAGAGGAAGAACCAAUGGAAGACGAGGAAAUGGAAGACGGAAUUCAGUCUGUCGAUACUAUCUCAAGUACUCCAACUGGUGUUGAAACACCUGAUGUUAUUGACCUUCGGAAGCUGCAGAGGAAGGAGACUGAGAAGCAGGCAGAACGACCAUUGUACCAGGUUCUUGAACAAAAGGAAGAAAGGAUCGCCCCUGGGACACUGUAUGGGUCAAGCCAUACGUAUGUGCUGGGAACACAAGAUAAAUCAUCAGCUCCGAAAAGGGUGGAUCUGCUUAAGAAUCAAAAGUCAGACAAGGUGGACGUCACCAUCCAACCUGAGGAACUGGAAGCCAUGGAUGAUGUUUUGGCAGCCAAGUAUGAAGAAGCGCGAGAGGAAGAGAAGCUUCGCAACCAAAAGGAGGACUUCAGUGACAUGGUGGCGGAGAAUGCUCACAAGAGGAAGCGGAAGCAAGAGAAGGAAGGCAAGUCGAAGAAGAAGGAAUUCAAGUUUUAA